Molecule: messenger RNA, 1278 nt
Organism: Fusarium keratoplasticum
Lineage: Eukaryota; Fungi; Ascomycota; Sordariomycetes; Hypocreales; Nectriaceae
Product: Aminotran-1-2 domain-containing protein
Exons: 1
Coding region: 1-1278 (425 amino acids)
Biological process (GO): biosynthetic process; amino acid metabolic process
Molecular function (GO): pyridoxal phosphate binding; transaminase activity
Source: RefSeq, a predicted model, not a curated record
AUGACUCUUUCGAACCGCGCGCUCGAGGCUGAGGAGGGCAGCAAGGGAAUGGUCAUCUGGGAUGUCAUCACCAACCUGUGGGAUCAGUCCAACCCCGACGGUAUCGUUAGUCUCGGCGUUGCGGAGAAUACCUUGAUGCACAAUGUCCUCAAGAAGCACAUACACGAUAACAUCGCCCUGUCCAAUCUGGCAUUCACCUAUGGAGACGGCACGACGGGGACAAAGAGGGCCAAGCAGGCUGUCGCGCGGUUCUUGACGAGGCAGUUGAAGCCGUUCCGGGCUAUCGAGCCGGCGCAUAUUUCCAUGACGAAUGGAUGCAGUGCUGCUAUCGAGCAUCUUUCCUGGGCGAUUGCGGAUCCCGGAGAUGCCAUUCUUCUCGGACAGCCAUACUACGGCACUUUUAUCCCCGAUCUUACUUGCCGCUUUGGAGCCAAGCUUCUCUCCGUUCCCUUCAACGAGGUUGACCCUCUCGGAGACGACGCCGUGGCCAAGUACGAAGAAGUCAUUGUCGACGCUCAGAAGAAGGGACUCAAAGUUAAAGGUCUCGUCAUCAGCCACCCUCAUAACCCAUUGGGCCGCUGCUACUCUCGCAAUGUCCUUAUCGGGCUCAUGAAGUUGUGCCAAAAGUAUCAGGUUCACUUCAUCAGCGAUGAGAUUUACGCCUUGUCUACAUGGCCCAAUACUGUCGACACGAACCCUCCUCCUGUGCCUUUCGAGUCGGCUCUCACUAUCGACACUACCGGGGUUAUUGACCCGAGUCUCGUGCAUGUUCUCUGGGGCAUGUCCAAGGACUUUGGUGCCAACGGCAUCCGCGUCGGAGCACUUAUUUCUCAGGCAAAUCCAUCCUUGCACACUGCCCUCGUGGCCGUUGGUCUCUACAGUUCGGUUUCUUCCAUCUCAGACCACGUCACGAUCAAUCUCCUUGAAGACGACGCUUUUGUCGAGUCGUACAUGGCCGAGAACCGCAAGAAGCUAGCAGCUCAAUACGAAAGGGCUGUCUCAUGGGCUAAAAAGAACGACAUUACCUACGCUCCAGGCGUCAACGCCGCAUUUUUCCUUUGGGUCGACCUCGGCAAGGCAUAUAGAGCCCGACACACGGUGGACGACGGCAAGGAUAUCACAGGGUUGGUCAUGAAGAAGCUGCUGGAAAAGAAGGUCUUUUUGGCAUCUGGAGAGGCAUUUGGAUCUGAGAAGCCCGGUUGGUUUAGGAUCGUCUUUUCACACCCUGAUGAGUAUCUCGACAUGGGACUGGAGAGAGUGGUUGAAGCAUUGCAAUAG